AUGGGCCAGUCCAAACACAAGAGACGUAGCGACUCCAUUGACGACUUGGAGCUGAGCGUCGAAUCUUUGCGGUUCUUGGCGCAUCAGAGAGGCCUCGACACGUCUGCGCUCAGUCAUUGGAGCGUCCGCGACGACGGGAAGCUGCUGGAUGCGGAGCAACACAAGUACCGCAGCUUGAGAGACGCGCUUCGAGCCUACACGCACCUGAUGCAGGGCGCAAUCCCGCGAGAAGACAUGUAUUACCUCGCUAUCCUAAGGAGGAAGAUGGCGGAAUUGGAGAUGCCGCUGGUGGACGGACCCAUCAGUGUCAUGAGUCUGGGCGCUGUGGUCCCGGAAGAACACUUUUACUCGAGCAAGAAGCUGUUCCCUAUUGGAUACGAGACACUGGUCAAGGUGCAGAUGACCAAGCCAUUGACUAUCGCGUUUCGGUUGCGCUGCAAAAUUGUGCAUGGCAAUAAGAAAAAGUCUCCAAUUUUCGUAGUGGAACUGGAGAAUAGCGCCGUCGAGAUCGUGUUCAGGUCGUACGUGGCGAGUAAAGCGUGGAAGAAAGCUCUGGUGCAUUUCGAGAGCUUGACAGCCGAUGAACUCGUGGCUGUAGUGAGUGGAUCGGUGUUUACAGUGGAGACUGACGUCAGUGGGAGACCUGUGGACGUGCUGACGCCUGCUAGCGGGGAGGAUGGCUUCGGUCUGCUACGAAGAAACGUCACACGGGUACUGGAAGGCCUGCAUCAAGUGCUUUGGUGUGGAGAUUAUCAAUUCUGGGAGCAGCGACAUCCCAUCACACCCGAUGUGCAUGCGAACAUUCGCUCACGACUCAAAAGUCAAAUGAAAGAUGCUCUGAAGACGCAAAACGCGAUGUCCAAGGACGCAAUUAACCGCCUAUUGUCGCAGGAAGCGUUGUUGGAAGAGCACUGCCGUGAUCCCGAGGAGACCGAGCGUGUGCUGCAGCAGAAGGAGAAGGACCAACGCGAAGCUGACAAGCGCAGCGUGCGAGAAGCUGCUCGAAAGCUGCUAGAGAUCGAAAUGAAAGCGCAAGAAGAUGCGAAGGAGGCCCAACGACGAGCUAAAGAAGACCGGAAAAACGCGAUUCUGGAGGCUAAAGUGGAAGCGGCUCGACAGAAAGAGGCUCGGAAAGAAGCCAUGCGACUGGCAAGAGAGGAGGAGAAACGAGCGCGUGAAGAAGAAAAGGAGCUAAAGCGUGCACAACGCGAGGAGGACAAACGCAAGAAGAUGGAGGAGAAGGAAAACUCGAUGAAGCGGAGGAUAGAGGAGCUACGACAACGGCGUCAGAUGCGCGAGGAACAGAAGGCGAUUCUCGAGAACGGCGUCGUGACAUCUUCAUCCCCAAGACGGUUCAGUGACUCCAGGAAGAGGAAAGCAGCUCCCGAUCCACAGUCUGUGAGGCAGCAGCACAUGGCGCUGCUGAAAUUUGUUGAAGACGAGAGAGAGCGAAGACGACAAAUCCGGUUAUGGGACAAGAGGAGCGAGGUGGAAGGCGAAGUCUGGACUCGUGUGAAAGCGCGCUACACUCAGAAGCUGAAGAGCAGCCACGCUAUGUCCAACGAUAAGCGUGCAGCCGGGGGAGACACGAAGUUCCCAGCUCAGGUGAUCUCCGCAGCGGUCGAACUGGAUUUAGUGCCGACAGAGUCUCAUGGUGAUUUGCUGUUCGUUUGGGAUUUCAUUUCGACCUUCUCGGACGUCUUGAAGCUGACGGCGCUGCCCUCGCUUGCGGUAUUUGUGGAUAUGAUGACGCUGAGUGAUGGCUCCAGUCCUGUUGGGGACGGCGACUUGGACGACGACUCUGUUGCUACCCUCUUCGCUUCGGUACAUGUUGAGCUGCUGAAGGCGCUGAUGAGGGAGUAUUUCCCGCUGCUUCAAAUGGGAAACACACUGGAAGAAUUCCAUCGUACACGACCUAUGAACGCGUUUAGCUGGCCGGAACUUGCACGCCAAGUCUGUCAAUUGGCGAUGGAGUUUAAGCAUCCUAGUCCGGAUGAACAACUGCUCAAGUCGAUCAAGGGCUCCAAGUCGUAUCGAGAUGACGCUGUGACGCAGCCACUGCGUCAGAAACUGCACCGUCGAGGAACUAAUUUGCUGAAGGGAGUGCAGUUUGAAGAAGAGAAGGAAGAAGCAGAGACUGAGACUCAUAGUCUGCCUACGACGAACUCGGUUACGUUGGCGUCAGAAGCGAGUACUGUGUCUGCUGCGUCUAGUGAUUACUACGGCGUCGUCCUGGUUGGUGGAGUAUCCAGUAAGAUCAAGAUUGGGGAGAAAGACAGCCACCUCGUCGAUGAUAAUGCUGACAGGAUUCGAGUUGGCGAUUAUCUACUGUGUGUGAACGGCCAAGAUGUCCGGGAAAUGUCGCUGGAAGACUUUGACAGUCUUGUGACUGGACUGAAGACGCCUCACGGCUUGUUAAUGUCCUCGAUUCCUCCUGCGGUGAAGAACCCCAUGAAGCACAUCGCAACGACGCGAGGCGCGACGAAGAUCAAGUGCUGUGGAUUUGUGCUCAAAGUUCUUCGAGCGAAGGAGAUCGCGGCCCCGUUUAAUCAACCAGUGGACGCGGAGCUGUAUCCGGACUACUAUUCCAGUGGAGAUAUCACGGAACCUAUGGAUUUGGGCACGAUUGCCGAGAAGAUCGAGGAUGAAGACUACGAACACGAUGAUGUCGAGUCUUUUGUGGAUGAUGUACAGCUGGUGUGGAGAAAUUGCUACACGUACAACUCGUUGAAGGCGGAAAUCUCGACGCUGGCGCAGAAGCUGUCAGUAAUAUUUGAGCGGUUGAUGAAGGAGUGGGUCUAUACGACUGUGAAUCGCCCUAUGAUCGCCGCAGAGGAAGAUAAUUGCCGCAAUUGUCAGACGAUCCACGCGAAAGGUCGAUUGCUGCUCUGUGAUCGCUGUGAUGCACCGUAUCAUACGUUCUGUCUCGAGUCGCCGCUGCUUGAGAUCCCAAAGAGCGAGUGGUUCUGUCCGACGUGUCUUGCAGACCCCUCGUUCUCACCUGAACAGUUCCAGAAGAAAGCCCGCGAUAUGGCUGUAGACUCGAGUGGCAACUCUGGCAGCAGUGAGCUCAAGGACAGCUCGCUUACGGAGCUGGAGAAGCGGCUCUUGUCUGCGAUUGAUCUUUUAUCCCAAGAAAACUACUCGAAGCUUACUGUCAGCGAUCGAUUGAAGGUGCUGAGAGUGUUGUGUGAGCUGCUUGAGGAGACGUCAGUGGUGCAGUCCGUGUAUCAUUCUCUCGAGGGAAAAGCAAGUAAUGCGAGGAGGAAACUGGGCGAAUCUCUGGCUGAUUUACAGCGCGAAUGGGACCGAUUCGUCCCACCUCGCACGUCGCACGGAGUGGAGCAGACCAAGAAGUUUAUUGUCGAUGGCGUUGAACACGAUCUAACGGAUGAUUUGUUGACGUACUUGGAGGACAAGGCCAAGGCUGAACUGGAGUCAAGACCUCUUCCCAUGCUGCCUGCAAGUGCGAAGCAAAAGGGUCGUGAGUUUGGCGAUCGAUUAUUGUCGCUGUCUGACGAACAGACCGUUAUAGAUGGAAGUGGAUUGACGCUGUCUCGACCGGUGUGUGCCUUCUGUGGCUUGGAAGAUGGAGUCUUGAACGGGUCUCUGCGUUCCUGCAAGCAGUCGCCUUUGACUGCCCAUACGACGUUGCUGAAUCAAUACGAAGUCCCGGAGCUUUUGACAGGAGAAAACGCUAUGCUGGCUGUACGUACGCUUGGAGCAAAUGAUCUCGCAACUGUGGUUCUGGAAGACACGGCAGAAGGGGGUAUCGUGUACGCCGUUAAUGACCGUGUAGUGUUUGGUAUGAGUCGCGCUGCUAUCCAAGAGCAGCUGAGGACUGCAGCACAGCCGAUUUUGUUGUAUUUGACGUCGCUGCCUGGAGAAGCUGUGCGCGCCUCCGUGUCGAUCGUCAAGUGUCACGGCCUGUCGAUGGGUCUGACGGUAGCAUCUCGUGAAUCUUUCGUCUUUGUUCAGUCUUACGACACUUCGGAAGUAGGAUUUGGCGAGCUGUCUGGCCAAGUGUUUCCAGGCGAUGUGCUGCUAAUGGUGAACAGCGUUACGACACGUGAGAAGGACGUUGCGGAGGUCGAGACCUUGCUCCGAGUGGACAACCCAUCAGACGUCAUGUACGCUGUGUUUGUGCGUCAACCAUCGACUCAGAUGAGGAAGGUGUGUGAGGAGAGACAACGUACAGUACACGACGUGUCUUCGCAGCGAGCAAGAGAGAGUACGUUCCGAGCUGGACUUGUCAUCCCGCAAGCAAGUGGCAUAACCUCGUACGAUGUCAUCUUUCAAGACGGCCCGCUUGGCUUAGCUCUGGCACUAGAACCGCGAGGCGUGGUGGUCAAGUCAUUGAACGAUCAUGCUGACGGUACGAUGGGCCAAGCCUCACUCAGUGGUCGCAUCUUACGCGGAGAUUUGGUGGAGCAAGUGAACGGUGCAACGUAUGGUAAGCUGACGGAUCUCUCGCAGUUCACUUCGUGGUUACUGGGUUUACCACGGCCGUUAAAGAUCACGUUCUCCAGACAGCCACCUACUGGAGCCAAUAGUGUGACUCCUGAGCAGGCGAACAAACUUAUGGUAGACUUGGUGGCUAACCCAUCGUUACUCUGCAAGCAGCUGAAGCUCUCUGGCCCCAGUGACGUCAAGACGUUCCGCGUUGACUCUUUCCCGCUUCCAUUUGAGGCUGAGAACCUGCUCGACAGUAUUGGUGUUAUUGCGACGAACGGCUUAGUGUACUGCGAACAGCGUCAGGAGACGACUCUAGUCACGGUUGCGGUUGGUGAUCUUAUUGUGGGACUAAACGGGAAAUCGGUGGCUGGUUUGAGCUGGGCAACCGUCAAGGCAUUGUGUGCAGAGCUGUCGUCCAUGUGUGCUGUGUAUCUGCACCUCACUCCGUUCGUCAGGCCCACGACGUCGCUGCAGGCUCACGAAUGCUGUGUCGAGAGCGCAAAUGUGGCCUGGUCAGAGUGUGGGUCAAUGCUCCCUCGAGUCGAAAAGGCAAGAGAGCUCGAGAGCUUCAUCAAGUGGCUGAUCAUUCCAAGAACUUUAGCCUUUGGCAAGUGUCGACAUGGCUACGCGUUCUACCGUUUCUUCAGUGAUCAUCAGCGUUUGUUCGUGCUGUCACCGGACAAGAAGUGGUCGGUGUGUGCCACGAAAGAGCAACUGACGCAACUUCUGGCGUACUUGGAAGAAGACUCGAGAGACGCGAAGAUUGCGACGCGGAUACGGUGGUGUUUCCAUUGGAUUCUUCACGAUGACAUGGCAAAGUUGCAGCUGCAGCAAGGGUUAUCAUGCUGUGCGUAUUCAAGCAAACACUUCCUUCGCGAUGGACCUUUUGCUAUUGAAAAGGAAGUGCUGCUUGCUAUGGACGGAGAUAUGGAAAAGUACGAGUCUCUUGUGGCGUACAACGGACGUAAAUUCUAUCUCGGAUCGUUUUAUUCGCAACAGGAGGCCGAGAACGCGUUGCAAGGUGCAGAGACUUCAAUCCAGUCGACAGGGUUCCAUGCUGUGGUGGCUGCUGAUGUACUUAGCUUACGGAAUGCCCACUUCCCUUCUCUGACAGCGCCAUACCCGAAGGCAGACAACGUGGCCAAGCGUAUCUUGUCGCGCAAGUACGAGUAUGGCAGUGUGAUGGACGGGAAAGGCGGCAUGAAGCCUAUCCCGAUAUCGCACGAGGUGUACAAUAUUGUGAAGCGUGGGCUUCGAUCGGACAAGGCGAUGAUGAAUAACGUGGGGUCCGGGAUGCAGCAAGCUGGGAUGCCGCAGAUGUCGAUGACAGGAAUGCAAGGAGAUCUCCAGUCGAAUGCUUACGCUGCCGCUCAAGCGCGUUACCAGGAGGCAUUGAAGCGGAAGUACGCGCAGACGGAAGAUCCGUACGCACGCCAGAUUGCUGAUCAGAUGAAGCGGACCCGAUAUGCAGACCCAAGCGCAGCUGCAAGAAUGCAGCAGCCUCUUGGAGCCACCAAUCCGGUUUCCUUCAAGCGCUCGCUGCAGGCUCUAGUGGACCAAGGACGAGCGAUGUUGGCAGCGUGGAACCAGUUCGCUGCGUCGGCUACUGUUCAAACUACGAACGGGUUGGCGUACGCGUGUUUGUCGAGCUUUGAAGAGGUGAAGAAGGUGGUGUCGCGUAUCGUUGUGGAUCCGAACGCGACACUUCCAGACCCAAAGACAUUCGUAUGUCUCCAUCAUGCGUUUGUGAUGGGAUUGGUGUGCGCGAUGGCUACACAGGCGCUCACAACGAGCCAGAAGGCGCAGUCGGACUCUGCGCUGGUGAAACAAGUGGCAGAUGCCUUCGCGACGGCCAUUCUCAGCUGUGUGGACCCGUCCAGUAUGCUGCGCGCACGUGCACUAAGUGGCUUUGCUAAUGCCGCGAAGAAAUGCGAGCCGGCUCAACGUGCUGCUGAUUUGUCCGUCGAGCUUCAUAACGUUGCGAACUUCGUGUUGAUGUUCUUACGGACGACGCGCUACUUGUCAGGCACUACUUUCGACGACCCCAGCAAGUGUCGACCGCUGUUCACAGCCUCCACGCCAGGCGUCGAGUCUCUGCCUGCUUCAUUCGUGCAACAAGUCAACCUUCUCGAGAACAUUCGACAGGCGUAUUACCGCAAGACGAACACAAGCAAUACUCAAGCCAGUAAUGAAGGCACUCUGGUAGACGUGGAGUUUGGAUUGGGCCCAUUGGGUGUGGUGAUUAACUAUUCGAACCGCGGAACGAUCAUCGUCACGGAGUUCUCUAACGACAACAACAUGAUGGGACAAGCUCAGGCCAGUGGCAAAGUGCAGGUGGGAGACGAGGUGUAUGCUGUGAAUGGCCAGAGGCUGGACGUCAUUGGCAUGGAAGGGUUUAAAAGAGCUGUGGGUGCUAGCAAACGCCCGCUGCGCGUGACGUUCCGGAGGCUUUCUCGCGGCGGGAACUUCCAGAACUCAGCCUCUGGACAGUUCCCUGGCAUGGGCGACGGCAUGAAUAUGUUCCCGUUCCCCGCACCAGCGAGUCAGCCAAUGGGGGACCCGUCGACACAGUUUAACCCACCGAUGCCGACAAACCUGCCUGGGUUCAUGGGUGAUAUGUCGGGACAGUCAUUCCCUGCGCCACCUAUGGGUGGCCAGAACUUCAACACGUUGCCGAACGUCUACAAUGUCGCAGCUGGACCAGGUGCGCAGUCCGCGGGAGCAUGGCAAGGUGCUGCUAAUCCGAUGCUACAGCCAUUUCCACCCGUUCCAGCGCAGAAUGGGAUGAAUAUGAAUGGCGGUGGCAAUGUGAUGCCAAUGGAACCCUUGCCGAUAAUGCCGAAUGCGUCGUCAGCAAUGAACUUUCCGUUGGCCCUGCCAACGUCUGGAGCUCCGAACUCGUUCCCGAACAACAACUCGACAGGAGAAUACGUGAAUUUUGUUGCUGGGAACGACCCUCAGUUGCCGCAGGGAGAUCCAUCGCAAGUUAAUUAUUAUGAUGCGAACGGGACGACCUUCCGUGCUGCAGGAGACUUCGAGAUCGACACACAGACGAGUGCAAUUGCUGACGUGGAUACGGAGCCUGAGUCUCCGUCAAUCUCACAAGUGACGACGCCGGGGCAAUCCGACACGGACGGCGAACGCAGCGAAGCGGAUCGACAGCGCGAUCGUGCGGAACAGCUAGCGAGAUUGACAGCAGCGUCCGAUGCACUGCAAAGCAGCUCUACAGAACCGCCGCUGCAGACUACCAGGUCAUCGCCUCGUGCUCAAACUGGUGGGAAGGAGCUCCGGCUAACGGAAGAGACAGUGUCUAGAAGAUCAUCACGAGUGUCUCGCAAGAUCACGAACAUCGCAGAUAUGUACGACCCGGAUUUCAUCAAGGCUCAUGCCAAGGGCGGAGGAAGCGGGAGCGACGUUGGGAUGGACGAGCCUACAGAUGGAGAGAUCGGAGAGCUGUCGACUGAGUUGCUGGAAAGUUUCAGUGCCACGAUCUGUCCACUGAAGAAGGACCCCCCACGCUCACUACUGCUGCUUCGAGCUCAACUCCUGUCCAUGGAGUCUGCCAUCCCACGCGACGCGUUCCGCUCGGGUCGAUGGGGACGUCCUGUACGUGCUGCAUGGGCCGAGAUGGUGUACGCGUGCGAGAAAUCGGCCGUUCUGAUGGAAGCAGUUGUGUUUUUGGAGGCUAACGUCGACCCGGAAUGGCUGGACCCAGGCUGGAAGGCGUCUCCACUCCCGUCGGCGAAGAACGCCAUCGCUACUGCAACCAUCGCGUCCGCAGCCAUGCGACUGUACUCACUAGAUGACGCGAUCUCCUAUGGACGCUUGAAACGUGGAGGGAAACGCAAGCAGCGCAACCCGUCGAGUGCCAAUUCCAGCAGACCAGGCUCGCCACAGAAGACUGCCAUCAUCAGCCAGGAGUCCAAGGCGUCCGAACCGGUCUCGGACCCGUCCGAGCUGCCAUUUGUGGGUCGGCUGUCGACCGGAUUGGUCGCGCUAGCCAACAAGAUGAUCCACAACAUGUUGGAAGCGCAGCGAGAACGCUCGUCAACUCCGUACGCCUACCGCAAGGCCAGAAGCGAAGUGGCCGCCAUCACGUCGCUCACAGACGACCAAGUGGAGCAGUGGAUUCAAGCGAGUGCAGCUCACCAGGCCCAGGCAGCGUCAGCGUCUGGACAGAGCGGGUCUGGACGCCACGCUACGCCGAAGAGGAAGCACCCAGGCUCUCAAUCUUCAAGCUCCAGUGGCCAGCGGUCGUCGUCCGGUAGGAAACGCAGAGCAACGCAAGGCUCGGGAAGUGCAGCUCCAGUCCCCGUCGUGCCUCCAGCUGAGACGCAGUAUGUAGAGCUGCGAUGCUUCCAGAUGAAGACACUGCAACACUGCUUCCCCAUGGGUAGUGCACAGGAUCUGACGCUGCGGUCACGUUUGGAACACAUCAUGGACAUGUUGCUACGGAACGAACUGGCUCUGGCGUUCUCUGCGCCCGUGAACGUGAACGAAGUGCCUGGCUACGCGGAGUUGAUCAAGAACCCCAUGGAUCUAGGCACGAUCAAGUUCCGGCUAAGUCGUGGGUUCUACGACCAGCGCUUCGAGUUGCUAGUGCACGACGUGACCCUCGUGUGGGAGAACUGCUUCACGUUCAACCGCCUGGACGCCGACAUCUCCAAGUGCGCCAACCGGCUUCGAUCCAUCUUCAACCGACUUUUUGAGCAGUGGGUCACGAAUGUGCCUCCGAACACGCCAGUGACGCAUCUGGCCUCGGAGGAAUUGUGUCGACAGUGUGGUCAGAUGAACGCGCAGGAGAGUAUGCUGCUGUGCGACAGUUGCGACGCAGCCUACCACGCCUUUUGUCUCCAGCCGCCGCUGUCGUCGAUCCCACCGGAUAAUUGGUUUUGUCCGCGAUGUCCCGUCAAAAAGUUCACUUUGUAGCUCCAGUCGCCGUGAUAUUGACAGAAAUGGGGAAUAAGUAGACCUUUUUA
Molecule: messenger RNA, 9434 nt
Organism: Phytophthora infestans T30-4
Lineage: Eukaryota; Oomycota; Peronosporomycetes; Peronosporales; Peronosporaceae
Exons: 10
Coding region: 1-9384 (3127 amino acids)
Cellular component (GO): nucleus
Molecular function (GO): protein binding
Source: RefSeq, a predicted model, not a curated record